AUGCUGCAGUUUGUCAGUAACCAGGCAGGUGACUUUCCAGAUCUGUUUUCGGAUCAGUUGUGCAGCACCUUCCAGGGUGGCAGCAAUGGUGGUGGUAGCAGUGGCAGCAGCAGUGGGACCCUGGAGCCGCAGCUGCAGCGGCCGUACAGCCAGGUGCAGCUUCAGCCUUUCCCGCCAGCUCCCGCCUCCCCCCAGCUCCAGACCCUGCCAGUCAAAACAACGCAGGCGACACCUCCGGCUCCUUCACGCUCGGCUCCUCUUCUUCAGCCCCGGCCCCCGCUCCAGCCUCAGCUCCAGCAGCAGACUGUGAUGAUUACCCCAACAUUCAGCUCUGCGCCCCAGACCAGGAUCAUCCAGCAGCCCGUCAUCUACCAGAAUGCAGGCACGAGCUUCCAAGUUCUCCAGCCCCAAGUCCAGAGCCUGGUGACAUCCUCCCAAGUUCAGCCUGUCACCAUCCAGCAGCAAGUGCAGACCGUGCAGGCCCAGCGAGUGCUAACGCAGGCUGCCAACGGCACCAUCCAGACCUUAACGCCGGCCACGGUCCAGACGGUUGCUGCACCACAGGUCCAGCAAGUUCCAACCCUUGUUGGGAGCAACGGGACCAUUUUGACCACAAUGCCAGUGAUGGUGGGACAAGAAAAGGUGCCUAUCAAACAAGUUCCUGGCGGUGUCAAGCAACCAGAGCCACCUAAAGAAGGAGAGAGGAGAACAACUCACAACAUAAUUGAAAAGCGUUACCGGUCAUCCAUAAAUGACAAGAUCAUUGAGCUGAAGGACCUUGUCAUGGGGACAGAUGCCAAGAUGCACAAAUCUGGAGUCCUGAGAAAAGCCAUUGAUUACAUUAAAUACCUACAGCAGGCCAACCAUAAGCUGAGGCAGGAGAACAUGGUUCUGAAGCUGGCUAACCAAAAAAACAAACUGUUGAAGGGCAUUGACCUAAGCAGUCUGGUUGACAACGAUGUGGAUCUGAAGAUAGAUGACUUCAACCAGAACGUGCUGCUGAUGUCUCCUCCAGCCUCUGACUCGGGAUCCCAGGCUGGCUUCUCUCCCUAUUCCAUUGAUUCCGAGCCAGGAAGCCCACUCCUUGAUGAUGCAAAGGUUAAAGAUGAGCCUGACUCUCCUCCUGUGGCCCUUGGUAUGGUGGAUCGCUCUCGAAUACUCCUCUGUGCUCUCACGUUCCUUUGCCUUUCCUUCAAUCCUCUGACAUCCCUCUUGGAUGCACGAGGUACCCCGGAGUCUGACAGCCUGGUGCACCAUGGCUCUGGCAGGAACGUGCUGACGAUUGAGUCGGAUGCGGGUGGUUGGUUUGGCUGGAUGAUGCCCACGCUGAUCCUGUGGCUCGUGAACGGGGUGAUUGUGCUGAGUGUGUUCGUAAAGCUCCUUGUGCACGGAGAGCCAGUGACCCGGCUGCACUCGAGGUCAUCGGUCACGUUCUGGAGGCAUCGCAAGCAAGCAGACCUGGAUUUGGCACGGGGGGAUUUUGCUGCAGCCGCGUCAAAUCUGCAGAUUUGCCUGUCAGUACUGGGCCGGGCACUGCCAGCUUCCCGCCUGGACUUGGCCUGCAGCCUGUCCUGGAACGUGAUCCGCUAUAGCCUGCAGAAGCUGGCGCUGGUGCGGUGGCUGCUGAAGAGGACUUCUCAUCAGUGGCGGGCAAGGGAGGCCACGGCAGGCUUUGAGGACGAGGCCAAGACCAGCGCUCGCGAUGCAGCUCUAGCGUAUCACAAGCUCCAUCAGCUCCACAUAACAGGUAAACUUCCCUCCAGCUCAGCUUACUCAGGCCUGCACAUGGCCCUGUGUGCUGUGAAUCUGGCAGAGUGCGCAGAAGAAAAGAUCCCACCCAGCACAAUGGCAGAAAUCCACCUGACAGCCGCGGUUGGCUUGAAAACCCGCUGUGGAGGCAAGCUUGGCUUCCUAGCGAGCUACUUUCUGAGCCAGGCUCAAAGCCUGUGCAGCUCAGAGCGGAGUGCCAUUCCCGACUCGUUGCGUUGGCUGUGCCACCCACUGGGACAGAAGUUUUUUGUGGAGCGAAGCUGGACAGUGAAGUCUGCUGCGAAGGAGAGCCUGUACUGCACCAAAAGGAACCCUGCGGAUCCUAUAGCACAAGUUCACCAGGCUUUUUGUGAGAACCUGCUAGAGCGAGCAGUGGAUUCACUCGUGAAGCCUCAGGCUAGGAAAGAGAUAGCGGGGCAAGAGGAGGAGGAGCCGUGUGAGUUCUCCGGUGCCAUGGAGUACCUGAAAUUGCUCAACUCUUUCUUGGACUCAAUGGGAAGUGGAGCCCCACCCUUUGCCAACAAUUCUGUACUCAAGUCUGCCCUGGGGCCCGACGUGGUGUGCAGAUGGUGGUCAGCAGCGGUGGCAAUGGCAAUCAGUUGGCUCAGAGGGGACGAUGCAGCUGUGAGGUCCCAUUUUGCAGAAGUGGAGCGCGUGCCGAAAUCCCUGGAGAUGUCCGAGUGCAUGAUCCAGCUGCUGGCCUGUGACUUGCUGCUCUCUCUCCGCACCAGCCUGUGGCAGAAGCAGGCGAACGCCAGCCAGGCCCUGGGUGAGACCUACCACGCCUCUGCCUCCGAGCUGACGGGCUUCCAGCGCGAGCUCGGCAGCCUGCGCUAG
Messenger RNA from Apaloderma vittatum (bar-tailed trogon), 2607 nucleotides. It is a transcript of the gene SREBF2, whose product is annotated as sterol regulatory element binding transcription factor 2. Lineage: Eukaryota; Metazoa; Chordata; Aves; Trogoniformes; Trogonidae. The record is from RefSeq and is a predicted model, not a curated record. The transcript is spliced from 14 exons. Gene Ontology annotation, cellular component: nucleus. Gene Ontology annotation, biological process: positive regulation of transcription by RNA polymerase II; positive regulation of cholesterol storage. Gene Ontology annotation, molecular function: protein dimerization activity; DNA-binding transcription factor activity, RNA polymerase II-specific; RNA polymerase II cis-regulatory region sequence-specific DNA binding. The coding region runs from base 1 to 2607 and encodes 868 amino acids.